AUGCGUCAAAAGAGAGCUAAAUCAUACAGAAAGCAGUUGCUCGUUUACAACCAUACUUUCAGGUUCAGAGAACCUUAUCAAAUUCUGGUAGAUAAUCAAAUUGUUACAGACUGUAGUACCUCCAACUAUGACUUAGAGAAGGGAUUACACCGUACUUUGCAAGCAGAGGUGAAAGUAAUGAUAACGCAAUGUUGUAUGCAGGCACUUUAUGAGGCUAAUGAUCAGAAUGCUAUUGAGCUAGCAAGACGUUUUGAAAGACGUCGUUGCAAUCAUAACCCAAAGGAUCCAAAGACACCAAUUGAAUGUAUUGAAAGCGUUGUCAAUAUUAAUGGACAAAAUAAACAUAGGUAUGUGGUAGCUGCUCAAGAUGUGGCUAUAAGGAGAAAACUAAGACAAGUUCCUGGGGUACCACUAGUUCAUAUUUCAAGAGCCGUUAUGAUAAUGGAACCUCUAAGUGAUGCAAGUGCUAAAGUGAGCAAGAGAAAGGAAAAUGAAAAACUAUAUAAAGGCCUAAAUGAUCCUAAAUAUACAGGGGUUAAAACUGCGGCUGAAGACGUUAAAAUUGACGACAAACCCAAACCUAAGAAGAGUAAAUACGGUCCCAAGAGUCCUAACCCGCUGAGUAUGAAGAAGAAGAAACAGGAACCUAAACGUAAUAGAGAAGAUUCCACUGAGGACCAAGAAUCUUCAGAAAACAAAAAGAAGAGAAGAAGAAAGCAUAAACCAAAGACUGAAGCCGACACUGUUACGGAACCUGCUGCUUCUGAUUCUCUAGGACAACAAUAA
Naumovozyma castellii is the source of this 786-nucleotide messenger RNA. It is a transcript of the gene UTP23, whose product is annotated as rRNA-binding ribosome biosynthesis protein UTP23. The coding region runs from base 1 to 786 and encodes 261 amino acids. Lineage: Eukaryota; Fungi; Ascomycota; Saccharomycetes; Saccharomycetales; Saccharomycetaceae. The transcript has a single exon. The record is from RefSeq and is a predicted model, not a curated record.